CUUCUGAUGCAAGACUGCCCUUUGACCUAUGCAACUCUUUAACGCUUCAGCGAAAGGCUUCGGCGAGUGUCAGUGAGUGCAAAUAACCGUUUUUUGUACUGUCCUUUCCUGGAGUAUACAUUGUUAAUUACUCUGGUAUGGAUAAACCCGUGGACGAGAAGAUGGCUGAUCUAUCUUUAGGUGAUGAUACUGUGCUGUAUAUUUCUGAGAAGGAAGGCAGUGAUAGCGGUGAUGGCACUCAAGAUAAGCCAUUUAAGACUGUCUUACAGGCUAUGAAGUCUUAUGGGAAAGAACCAUUUCCUAAAAUGUAUGUAGAUGGAAAAGAAGAAAACCAGAGGUGGGAGGAGCUAUCAUUAGCCCAGAGAAAGAAAAUUACCAAGAUGUGGUCCAAAGAACAACGGAAACUUGUUGAAAAAGAGAAAAAAGAGGCAGAAGACCUGAAACGAAGAGAAGAGAAUCUUCUUAAAGCUAAAGAGAUCGUCAUAAAAGAGAAUCCAGAUUUACCUGCUCCAAAAUUGAUUAAAAUUGCAUUAUGUGAAAAGAACCGAGGAGAUACAAGAGUGAAAGUUUUAGGAUGGGUACAUCGUCUAAGAAGACAAGGAAAAGCAUUGAUGUUUAUUAUUUUACGUGACGGUACAGGAUAUCUUCAGUGUGUGUGUUCAGAUUUAUUAUGUCAAAGCUAUGAAGCCCUAUCUCUGUCUACUGAGAGUACUGUCUUUGUGUGUGGAACCAUUAAAGAAGUACCCGACGGGAAAUCAGCACCUGGUGGACAUGAACUCAUCGUUGAUUAUUGGGAGUUAGUGUCUGCUGCACCAGCUGGCGGUAUUGAUAAUAUACUAAACGAGGAGUCUCAUGUUGACGUUCAGCUUGAUAACCGACAUAUGAUGAUAAGAGGGGAAAACUUAUCCAAGAUUUUGAAAAUCAGAUCUGUUGUCACGCAAUGCUUCCGAGAUCAUUACUUCAAUAAUAGCUACUUUGAGAUAUUUCCACCAACAUUGGUACAGACACAGGUAGAAGGUGGAUCCACUCUAUUUAAAUUGAACUAUUUUGGUGAAGAGUCUUACCUGACUCAGUCAUCACAAUUGUAUCUUGAAACUGCACUACCUUCCAUGGGAGAUGUGUUUUGUAUCGCUUCAAGUUAUCGAGCUGAACAAUCUCGUACUAGAAGACAUUUAUCAGAGUAUACACACGUUGAAGCUGAAUGUUCUUUUAUAUGUUUCGAUGACCUGUUAAAUCGGAUUGAAUCGCUCGUAUGCGAUGUGGUAGAACGUGCACUGAACUCACCAGUAGGUCAACUGAUUAAAGAAUUACAUCCAGAAUUCAAACCUCCCAAGCGUCCUUUCAAGAGAAUGAAUUACAGUGAAGCAAUAGUAUAUCUUCGAGAACAUGAAAUCAAGAAAGAAGAUGACACUUAUUAUGAAUUCGGAGAGGACAUUCCAGAGAUGCCAGAAAGAAAAAUGACAGAUCAAAUAAACGAGCCUAUAUUCUUAUGUAGAUUUCCUACUGAAAUCAAGUCAUUCUACAUGUUCAGAUGUCCAGAAAAUCGCAAAGUUACUGAAUCGGUUGACUUAUUAAUGCCUAAUGUGGGUGAGAUUGUUGGUGGAUCUAUGAGGAUAUGGGACAAUGAGGAGUUAUUAGCCGGGUAUAAAAGAGAGGGAAUUGAUCCCACACCAUAUUACUGGUACACAGAUCAGCGCAAAUAUGGUUCCUGUCCUCAUGGUGGUUAUGGAUUAGGAUUAGAAAGAUUCUUGACAUGGCUUUUAAACAGACCUCACAUUAGAGACGUUUGUUUGUAUCCACGAUUCACUGGAAGAUGUAAACCUUAGUUUUCAAUGACAUGAAUUCCUAAAUAUAUCUUUGCCUUCACUCAAUAUAUGCUACAUACGUAAUACAUUAACAAAUGAUGCUUCAUUGUUUUAGCUAAGGUGAAUUAAACUUAUUGUAAUAAAUCUCUCUUGUGACAUUUAA
Saccoglossus kowalevskii is the source of this 1968-nucleotide messenger RNA. RefSeq names its product asparagine--tRNA ligase, cytoplasmic-like. Lineage: Eukaryota; Metazoa; Hemichordata; Enteropneusta; Harrimaniidae. Gene Ontology annotation, biological process: asparaginyl-tRNA aminoacylation. The record is from RefSeq and is a predicted model, not a curated record. Gene Ontology annotation, cellular component: cytoplasm. Gene Ontology annotation, molecular function: ATP binding; nucleic acid binding; asparagine-tRNA ligase activity.